Ylistrum balloti is the source of this 2239-nucleotide messenger RNA. Its product is annotated as ADP-ribosylarginine hydrolase Tri1-like. The record is from RefSeq and is a predicted model, not a curated record. The transcript has 9 exons. Lineage: Eukaryota; Metazoa; Mollusca; Bivalvia; Pectinida; Pectinidae. Bases 68 to 1534 code for a protein of 488 amino acids.
AUAAGCAUACAAGACAUGAAAACCAGCGGUUUAGAAGAGACGAAGAGGCGAAACGAUCAGAUUGACCAUGGCGACAUCUAAUACCCAGACUGAUUCUCAGCAGGAAUCUCCUACUGUGCCAGACUUAAAGAUAGAAAACCAACCCACAGAUGAUGGUUCUACAUUACAUGUAGACUGUGCUGCAAUUACACUUGAAGAUAGUUCUAAAAGUUUACCUGUAGAUGGUGCUCAAACAUUAUCAGCAGUUGGUACUAAACCUUUACCAGUAGAUGGUGCUAAAAUUUCAUCAGGUGUUGGUUCUACAUGUACAGCUUCACCAGUAGAUGGGGCUACAGCUUCACCAGUAGAUGGUAGUGAUGUUCUAACAAUAGAGGGUGCUUUAGCUUCAGCGACAGUUGUCACAACAGCAUUACAAGAAGAUGAUGCUAAAAUGUCACAAACAUUUGGCAAGAAGACAUUAGAUAUCAACAAUGAUACAGUGCAGAGAAUUCUGGGAACAAUAUUUGGACAAUGUGCUGGAGAUGCCCUCGGACUGCUUACAGAGUUUCUAACAAAGAAGGAAUGUGAAAUGUACUACAAAUCAGUGAAGGAGAACUUAGAAUACUCCCAUAAGGAGAUAGUGUGUGAUAUGCAUCGUAUACGAUGGAAAGUUGGAGAUUGGACAGACGAUUCUGACCAGAUGAUUCUAAUUCUGCAGUCACUGAUUGACACACAGGGCAAGGUUGAUGUAAAUGACUUUGCAAGAAAGAUAAAGAACUGGAUCAAGAGUGGAUUUCCAGAGUUAGGUGAUUUUGCUGGAAUGGGCCAAGGGAAGACAACUAUGACCGUAAUAAAAAACCCAGACUAUGUGAAUGAUCCACAUGCUGCUGCUGAUCUGGUGUGGACAGCUAAUGGUAAAGUCUUGGCUCCAAAUGGAUCAGUGAUGAGGACAAGUAUCCUGGGAGUCCACAUGUAUUCAGAUUUAGACACUGUGGUACAGAAUGCCAUUACCAUUGGGAAGGCAACUCAUGCUGAUCCAAGGUGUCAGGCCUCUGUGGUAGCUGUUUGUGUGGCUAUAGCCUUAAUGUUACAGCGCCAACCUAAACAUCUGGACAAGAAAGGAAAUUACAAUAUCAAAGCAAUUAUAAAUGAUUGUUACGACUAUGCAUCAAAGUGUCUGGAAACUGAAAAGGAGAAAAAAGAACUGAAGACAUACCUGAAGUGUACCAAACUAAAAGAAUUAAAACUAGAUGAAGAAGGAAAAAUAGGAUAUACAUACAAGUCUAUGGGGACAGCUUUCUGGGCUUUAAAGCAGGAGAAUAUAAGGGAGACAAUUACAAAAAUUGUGAUGGAGGGAGGGGAUGCUGACUCCAAUGCUUGUGUGGCCGGAGCAUUAAUGGGAUGUAAAUAUGGUGCUGGAGCAAUUCCGAGCAGCUGGACUCAAAACCUAGUUCAUAAGGAAUGGCUGGAGGCAAUUAUUGAUAGGUAUUUCUGUAUGAUGGCUGAAGUACACAACAUUGACUUUACACCAUACUGGACUGGACAUUUGUCAUGAGCAUAUGUGUGGACAAUAGUUACCCUGUUGUGUUGUUUUAUGAUGAGGGUUCCAACGCCACAAUAUCAAACAACCUAGUAAAAUUGGUCACAUAAAUCAAUGAUUAUCAACAUUGCUUUUAUAUAGCUCUCAUAUUUGCUCCUAGCUGGAUAUUGAUGCUAAAUGACUGUCUCAUUACAAACAGUUAAAAUUUUUAGAUGUCCUCAGGAGCUGAAAUAUUAGUUCCAGAUUAACAUAUUAUGCUGCUGACUCAAUACGUUUUCGUGCUCUAAUUGUUGAAUCAGAAUGCUUGUGCCAAAGAAGAAAUCAUGAGGCUAAUUCUUGAUGUACAAUAUAUGUAGAAUUAUUUAGGGGAGUGCAAUACAAUUUCUUUAUCAACUGGCGGAGCUUAAUUAAUUGCAUACCAUUUAAUAUAUUAUCAUGUUUAAAUAUAUACCAUGACAUUUUUAAAUAAUGAUGAACAUUUUUUUUUUGUUACAAAAUUUCCUCUUGUUCUUGUGAUAAGGGAUGUCAGAAUUCUACACUGUAUGCCCAAAAUUCCCAUCAUUUUAUUGGCGGUGUGAACAAAUCAUAAACACUUUUUUAGCUUGCCUAUUUCAAGUUUACUGAUGAGUCUGAUUGAGUACAAUAAUGAUUAUGUUACUGAUGUGUUCAUAGCAUGGUAAUUUGUUGUCAAUAAAUUAAAUUAUGACUGUGAAAUAUAAA